GCAAAGUUUGGAACGAAAGAUGGCAUCUAAAAAACUUGGUCAAGUUUUUAUCAGGAAUUCGGCACUUUUUCUGUGCGAUAUGCAGGAAAAGUUUCGCCCAACAAUCCAGUAUUUUCCUCAGAUUGUGGAGGUUGCAUCCAGGAUGUAUAGAGCAGCUAAAAUCAUGGAAAUUCCCACAAUAAUCACAGAACAGUACCCAAAAGGACUUGGUCCAACAGUUCCAGAAAUCGGAGUAGAACGUGAAACCGACACAAUCCUCUCCAAGACGUGUUUCACCAUGUGCCUCCCGCAGGUUGAAGAGAAGUUAAAGGAGAUAGGGACGGAGUCUGUGAUUCUAUGUGGGAUAGAAACACAAGCUUGUAUUCAGAAGACGGCGUUGGAUCUCUUGGAGCGAGGGCUAGAUGUCCAUAUUAUUGCAGACGCGUGCUCGUCUCGGAGUAUGGUGGACAGGAUGUACGCCAUAGAGAGGUUGCGUCAGUCUGGUGCCUUUAUAACAACCAGUGAGGGAAUGUUACUACAACUCCUAGGAGAUGCUAAACAUCCACACUUCAAAGAAGUCCAGAAACUAAUCCAAACCUCGGCACCUGAUUCUGGAUUACUGAGUAAAAUGUAGAGCUGGGCUUUAUGUGAAACUUUGGCUUAAGCCAGCCUCAGGUCCACCUUGCGUCAACAAUAAACAUUCGACAACUGACUUUUCAGGAUCACACUGCGCCUGAGCUUAGACCAUCGGAAACUUUUAAAGGCAGUGGACACUAUUGGUAAUUGACAAAGACUACCAUUCACAGUUGGUGUAUCUCAAC
Asterias rubens (European starfish) is the source of this 800-nucleotide messenger RNA. RefSeq names its product isochorismatase domain-containing protein 2-like. Gene Ontology annotation, cellular component: cytoplasm. The coding region runs from base 20 to 613 and encodes 197 amino acids. Lineage: Eukaryota; Metazoa; Echinodermata; Asteroidea; Forcipulatida; Asteriidae. The transcript has 3 exons. The record is from RefSeq and is a predicted model, not a curated record.